Molecule: messenger RNA, 1398 nt
Organism: Falco peregrinus (peregrine falcon)
Lineage: Eukaryota; Metazoa; Chordata; Aves; Falconiformes; Falconidae
Gene: RARA
Product: retinoic acid receptor alpha
Biological process (GO): retinoic acid receptor signaling pathway; regulation of transcription by RNA polymerase II; cellular response to corticotropin-releasing hormone stimulus
Cellular component (GO): nucleus; transcription regulator complex
Molecular function (GO): nuclear receptor activity; nuclear glucocorticoid receptor binding; RNA polymerase II cis-regulatory region sequence-specific DNA binding
Source: RefSeq, a predicted model, not a curated record
CAUCCAGCACCAGCUGCCCGUCAGCGGAUACAGCACCCCCACACCUGCCACGGUCGAGACGCAGAGCACCAGCUCAGAGGAGAUCGUGCCCAGCCCCCCCUCGCCCCCACCCCUGCCCCGCAUCUACAAGCCCUGCUUCGUCUGCCAGGACAAGUCCUCGGGGUACCACUACGGGGUGAGCGCCUGCGAGGGCUGCAAGGGCUUCUUCCGCCGCAGCAUCCAGAAGAACAUGGUGUACACGUGCCACCGGGACAAGAACUGCAUCAUCAACAAGGUGACGCGCAACCGGUGCCAGUACUGCCGCCUCCAGAAGUGCUUUGAAGUCGGCAUGUCCAAGGAGUCCGUCCGCAAUGACCGGAACAAGAAGAAGAAGGACGUGCCCAAGCCGGAGUGCUCAGAGAGCUACAUCAUCACCCCCGAGGUGGAGGAGCUCAUCGAGAAGGUGCGCAAAGCCCACCAGGAGACCUUCCCUGCCCUCUGCCAGCUUGGCAAAUACACUACGAACAACAGCUCGGAGCAGCGGGUCUCCCUGGACAUUGACCUGUGGGACAAGUUCAGCGAAUUGUCCACCAAGUGCAUCAUCAAGACGGUGGAGUUCGCCAAGCAGCUCCCCGGCUUCACCACGCUCACCAUCGCCGACCAGAUCACCCUCCUCAAAGCCGCCUGCCUCGACAUCCUGAUCCUGCGGAUCUGCACGCGCUACACGCCGGAGCAGGACACCAUGACCUUCUCGGACGGGCUGACGCUGAACCGCACGCAGAUGCACAACGCCGGCUUCGGGCCCCUCACCGACCUGGUCUUCGCCUUCGCCAACCAGCUGCUGCCGCUGGAGAUGGACGACGCCGAGACGGGGCUGCUCAGCGCCAUCUGCCUCAUCUGCGGAGACCGCCAGGACCUGGAGCAGCCCGACAAAGUGGACAAGCUGCAGGAGCCGCUGCUGGAGGCGCUGAAGAUCUACGUGAGGAAGAGGAGGCCCAACAAGCCCCACAUGUUUCCCAAGAUGCUCAUGAAGAUCACAGAUCUCCGCAGCAUCAGCGCCAAGGGUGCCGAGCGGGUGAUCACGCUGAAGAUGGAGAUCCCGGGAUCGAUGCCGCCCCUCAUCCAGGAGAUGCUGGAGAACUCGGAGGGCAUGGACACGCUGGGGGGGCAGCCGGGUGGCCCCCGCGGGAGCAGUCUGGGACCCCCCCCGGGCAGCUGCAGCCCCAGCCUCUCGCCCAGCUCCAACCGCAGCAGCCCGGCCACGCAUUCGCCGUGACCCGCGCCCGGCGCGCACCAGGACAGAGCCCGGCACGUGGCAGGGGGGGGCACCCCGUGCCUCGACCCUGGCUGCAGCCCCCACUGGGGCGGACUCCUCGGCAGCCCCCCCGUCUGCGCAGCCCCGGGACACCCCCCGCCGGA